Drosophila willistoni is the source of this 2713-nucleotide messenger RNA. It is a transcript of the gene Edem2, whose product is annotated as ER degradation-enhancing alpha-mannosidase-like protein 3. NCBI's taxonomy places the organism in Eukaryota, Metazoa, Arthropoda, Insecta, Diptera, Drosophilidae. The transcript is spliced from 7 exons. The record is from RefSeq and is a predicted model, not a curated record. Gene Ontology annotation, molecular function: mannosyl-oligosaccharide 1,2-alpha-mannosidase activity; calcium ion binding. Gene Ontology annotation, cellular component: membrane; endoplasmic reticulum. Bases 142 to 2616 code for a protein of 824 amino acids. Gene Ontology annotation, biological process: endoplasmic reticulum mannose trimming; mannose trimming involved in glycoprotein ERAD pathway; carbohydrate metabolic process.
AAACAAAAACGAGAGAAGAGAAAAAAGAGCCAGCCAACAACAACAGCAACACGUUCAAAGUGAAGGUCAACGUCACAACAACGACAACAACUCUGGCUGCCGCAUAUUCAGCAAUUCACGGCGAACCUUGGAGCUAGCAUAAUGAUAAUGAUGACCACCACCUCCAGUACCUCUUCUUUAUCCUGCUCCGCUCAGCGGCAGCAUUGGCUAGUUCUCUUGGCGCUGUUCAUCUUUGUGGCCAGUGUCUUGAGCACGGAGAGCUCAAUGCCUACCCAGAAUAUGUCGCACAAAGAGAGAACCGAAUUAAAGGAAGAGGCACGUGAGAUGUUCUAUCACGCCUAUCGCGCUUAUAUGGAGAAUGCCUAUCCAGCAGAUGAGUUGAUGCCUCUCUCAUGUAAGGGACGAUAUAGAGGAGUGACACCCUCACGUGGUGACAUGGAUGACAUUUUGGGAAACUUCUCCAUGACUUUGGUGGAUACAUUGGACACUUUGGUUCUACUUGGAGAUUUCGCUGAGUUCGAACAUGCCGUAAAAUUGGUCAUAAGGGAUGUUCAAUUCGAUAGUGAUAUUAUUGUCUCCGUAUUCGAGACGAAUAUUCGUAUGGUGGGUGGCCUUCUGUCUGCCCACAUACUUUCGGAGUAUUUGCAAAAGCAAGCCGAUGUCAUGCAUUGGUACAAAGGAGAGUUACUGGAAAUGGCCCGCGAACUGGGUUAUCGUUUAUUGCCUGCAUUUAAUACCUCAACGGGUAUACCACAUGCUCGGGUUAAUCUCCGACUGGGCAUGAAGGAUCCGCAACUGAAGGUAUCGCGUGAGACUUGUACAGCUUGUGCGGGGACAAUACUAUUGGAGUUUGCUGCCUUGUCACGGUUAACAGGAGAUCCCAUUUUUGAGGUGCGUGCACAUGCUGCUAUGGAUGCAUUGUGGAAAUUACGUCAUCGUGGAUCCGAUCUCAUGGGCACUGUGUUGAAUGUGCAUUCCGGUGAUUGGGUGCGACGCGAUUCGGGUGUGGGUGCUGGAAUUGAUAGCUACUAUGAGUAUUUAUUCAAAUCGUAUGUCCUGCUUGGCGAUGACAAGUAUUUGGCGCGAUUUAAUCGUCACUACAAUGCCGUCAUGAAGUAUGUGAGUGAGGGGCCAAUGCUUCUGGAUGUUCUUAUGCAUAGACCUCAUGCCAAGUCCAGAAAUUUCAUGGAUUCACUGCUGGCCUUUUGGCCGGGAUUGCAAGUGCUAUCUGGUGACUUAAAGCCAGCAGUGCAGACACAUGAAAUGCUCUACCAGGUCAUGCAGAUGCAUACACUUAUCCCAGAGGCAUUUACUGUCGAUUUCCAAAUCCAUUGGGGUCAACAUCAUUUGCGUCCCGAAUUUAUUGAGUCUACUUACUUUCUGUAUCGAGCAACUGGCGAUCAUCAUUAUCUUCAAGUGGGCAAACGGGCAUUGAAAACCCUCCAGCAAUAUACGAAAGUCGCCUGUGGCUAUGCCGCAGUCAGUGAUGUCCGUACUGGCAAACAUGACGAUCGCAUGGAUUCAUUUGUACUCUCCGAGACAUUUAAAUAUCUCUAUUUACUCUUUUCGGAGCCACAGGAUCUUAUUAUCAAUGUGGAUGAGUUUGUCUUCACUACCGAGGCUCAUUUGCUGCCGCUUUCCAUUGCUCAACUAGGGAAUUCUACGUUUAGCUUUCGCCAAUCGGACGAUCAUAACGUACUCGACUUCAUGCGCACCUGCCCCAGUUCCAAUAAGCUUUUUCCUGAAAAAGUACGCAAACCAUUGCGCAACUUCAUUACGGGCUCGUGCCCGCGCACCACAGGCAGCGGGAGUGGUGGCAAGCGACUCAGCGCCUUGGAUUUUCAGGCAAGCAAUGCGGAUCAUUUGCGAGCUGUUUACGACAUGGGCAUCACCAUGGUAUCAGUAGGGGAUCGCAGUCAAGGCAAGGUGCGACUGUUUCAUAGUUUCUAUAAUGCAAAGAGUCACGAAGAGGGCGAAAUGGGCUUGCAGUUUAUGCAGGAGAUGCUAGAGUUGACCAAAUUGCAGAGCAUGAAUCAAUUGGCUCAACUGCAGGUGCGUAGCAAAUACAAGGAUUUGACCAUGGCUGUGGCCUUUGCCCUUGAUGAACAUUUGCAGGAUUGGACUGCCCUGAUGGCAGGACCAUCGCAUUUUAGUCCCGAACUAAUUGGCGAACAAUUUGUAGAGGGUGAUCUGGUGCUGGCCAAACCCAUACGGGCCUGCAAUGAGAAGCUCACAAAUGCCGAGGAGGUCAAGGGGAAAAUUCUUGUGGCCGAGCGUGGGGAUUGCACAUUUGUGAGCAAGGCUCGAUUAGCCCAACAAGCCGGAGCUACGGCUCUUAUUGUCUGUGAUAAUGUACCAGGUUCUUCCGGCGAAACGCAACCAAUGUUUGCCAUGUCCGGCGAUGGCAACGAUGAUGUUCUUAUACCUGUUGUCUUUAUGUAUAGCCUUGAAUUUGGCAAACUGUCGACGGCCAUGCAAAGAAGGCCGCAAACGCCGCUGCGUGUCCGUAUCAUGCAGAUGGUCGAAUUUAAGCGAUGGCAAUUGGCCAAGGAGGCACAUCAAAACGAGACGGCAGCAACAACUGCAACAACACAAAAGCCUGACAAGGAAUUGUAGUGGCAACUCUAUAAUUACCAUGGCGGCGACUCUUAAUUCUAAUGUGGUUCUCCUUUAUAUACAUAUAUAUAUAUAUAUAUAUAUCAAACAAAAUUUA